UCCCACAAUUUGCAACUCGGUAACUCUUUUCCCACUCUUUCCUUCAUUUUCUUAGCAUAUUCGAAACCGAAAGAACUACCAAUUUUUCUCGAGUUUCUUUACACCAAAUCUUUCGUUUCUUGAUUUUCAGCAACUUGUUUGAUCUGGGUUUUUGUUCAGGCUUCAUAUUGGGUUUGUUUUAUAGCAAAACGGAUGGCAGCAGAGAGUAGGCAAAGCUCGAAUGCCGAGCCUGUAAGGUUCCAGGCGGCUUCAUCAGAAGAAAGAAGAUCAAACAAUCUCCCAAACUUUCUUCUUUCAGUAAGGCUAAAAUAUGUGAAGCUUGGUUACCAUUAUCUAAUCUCCAACGCCAUGUAUUUAAUGCUAGUGCCUCUCCUAGGCAUUGCUGCAGCUCAUCUUUCCACGCUUACUUUCCUUGACUUUGUUCAACUAUGGGACCAACUCAAGUUCAAUCUCGUCUCAGUAACCCUAUGUUCAGGUCUUUUAGUUUUCUUGGCCACACUUUACUUCAUGAGCCGCCCUAGGAAAGUCUACUUAGUGGAUUUUGCCUGUUACAAGCCUGAAGCUGAUCGUACUUGCACCAGGGAGAUCUUCAUGGAGAGAUCUGGCCUCACUGGGAGCUUCACUGAAGAGAACUUAGCCUUUCAAAAGAAAAUCCUUGAGAGGUCUGGUUUGGGGCAGAAGACCUACUUGCCAGAGGCUGUGCUGCAUGUCCCACCAAACCCCUGUAUGGCGGAGGCUAGGAAGGAGGCUGAGACCGUGAUGUUUGGAGCCAUUGAUGAGCUUUUGGCGAAAACUGGUGUGAAGGCCAAGGAUAUAGGGAUCCUUGUGGUGAAUUGCAGCUUGUUCAACCCUACACCAUCUCUUUCUGCCAUGGUUGUGAACAGAUACAAGCUUAGAGGGAACAUUUUGAGUUACAAUCUUGGUGGAAUGGGCUGCAGUGCUGGGCUCAUUUCUAUAGACCUUGCUAAACAGCUACUACAGGUGCACCCUAACUCUUAUGCCUUAGUUGUAAGCAUGGAGAACAUUACUCUCAACUGGUAUUUCGGCAACGACCGAUCCAUGCUCGUCUCAAACUGCCUCUUCCGCAUGGGCGGCGCUGCAAUCCUGCUCUCCAACCGGUUCUCCGAUCGCCGCCGUUCCAAGUAUCAACUUAUUCACACCGUACGUACCCACAAAGGGGCUGACGAUAAAUGCUACAACUGUGUCUUCCAACGCGAGGAUGACACCAAAAGAAUUGGUGUUUCGCUCUCGAAAGACCUCAUGGCUGUCGCUGGAGAAGCCCUUAAAACCAAUAUCACCACGCUCGGGCCAUUAGUUCUUCCCAUGUCCGAGCAACUCCUGUUUUUUGUCACUUUAGUUGCAAGGAAAGUCUUCAAAAUGAAGAUCAAACCAUACAUUCCGGAUUUCAAGUUGGCUUUCGAGCAUUUCUGUAUUCAUGCUGGAGGGAGGGCUGUGCUAGAUGAGCUCGAGAAAAACCUUGAUCUCACGGAUUGGCACAUGGAGCCAUCGAGGAUGACCCUUUACAGGUUUGGAAACACUUCAAGCAGUUCCUUGUGGUACGAACUAGCUUACUCUGAGGCCAAAGGGAGAAUCAGAAAAGGUGAUAGAACAUGGCAGAUUGCUUUCGGGUCAGGAUUCAAGUGCAACAGUGCUGUUUGGAAGGCCUUGAAGUCCAUCAAUCCAGCCAAGGAGAAGAGUCCUUGGAUUGAUGAAAUCGAUGAGUACCCUGUUCAUGUGCCCAGGGUUGCAACAGUCUCUUCUUCCUAAAACCAUAAUUUCCCAUUAAGGAGAGAGAGAAACUUUAAUUAGUACAAUUAGUACUAUGAUUUAUUUUAUACAUGCUUAAUGUGUGUUAAUCUGAAUGUUAAUUCCAAGUUAAAGAAAACACACCCCAUUCCAUUACUUUCUUUUUUUCUCCUUUUCAUUUUUCUUGGUGUUGAAAAACAAUUGAUUGGUGAAUGUAAUUUUUACACAAAUGAAAUGUUGCUUAUUUCUUAAUCAAA
Messenger RNA from Theobroma cacao (cacao), 2003 nucleotides. Its product is annotated as 3-ketoacyl-CoA synthase 11-like. NCBI's taxonomy places the organism in Eukaryota, Viridiplantae, Streptophyta, Magnoliopsida, Malvales, Malvaceae. The record is from RefSeq and is a predicted model, not a curated record. Gene Ontology annotation, cellular component: membrane. Gene Ontology annotation, molecular function: acyltransferase activity, transferring groups other than amino-acyl groups. Gene Ontology annotation, biological process: fatty acid biosynthetic process.